Molecule: messenger RNA, 613 nt
Organism: Setaria italica (foxtail millet)
Lineage: Eukaryota; Viridiplantae; Streptophyta; Magnoliopsida; Poales; Poaceae
Exons: 2
Coding region: 138-440 (100 amino acids)
Source: RefSeq, a predicted model, not a curated record
UCGGCCUGGAAGCCGCCGUGUGUAAUCUGGAGAGCCGUGCAAGCUUCACCUAGACACCUACUCAUCCAUCGUAAGUCAUGACCUGUCUGUUUCUGGCCUGCUGACAAUCUCGCACUGCCAUCUUCCCAAUAUAAUCCAUGGAUAUACAGACAGCACGACAAAUCAAACUGAAGGACAAAAUGGCAUCCAUGAAGCUGCUCUCCCUCACCUGCAUCCUCCUCCUCUCCGGGCUUGUCGUGUUCGGCGAGAUCGGAGGGGUGGCGGCGGCGGCGGAGCCGUGCCCGGUGGUGUGCAUCCAGGGCGGGUACAUCACCUGCGACAACUACCCCUACCAGAAGCUGGACGGCUGCGACUGCGAGUGCGCGCCCAAGGACGGAAUCAACUGCGUGCUCCACCACCUGGUCACCGGCGACACGUUCAAAUGCCCAGCGCAGGCGUAGGCUUUGGCUGGAGCCUCGCAGGGGUGAUACAAGCUCACCCUUGCUGCUCGUGGUUUCGCUGGUUUGUACAAGGCAUCGUGAUCAUCUGAAUAAUAUUGUCGCUUGUUGUUGGUGAAGUAUGUUUGGUAAAAAAAUUGAUGAUAGUGAAGUACUCCAUGACAGCCAUGCGCUUA